UUAUGUUCAUUUACUAUAAUGUGUUCCAAAGGUUUACGGUUAAAUUAUUUACAUAUUUAUGUCUACACAUUCAGUAUUGACAUAUAUAUACAUUUAAAUGUUUCACAGAAACAGGAGUAUUGAUGUGUUGAAUCUGCCAAUGUAUUCGUUCACAUUUACCUCAGUCUGAGGCCUUUCAGGCUUUUUAUUGGUCAGCUGAGUCACAUGAGAGUGAGAACCAGGAAGUGUGUGUGGGUGACGUGAUGACCAGUGUGGAGAACAGUAAAGUGCUGACCAGGAAGUGAUCUGUCUCCAUCCUGUUGUUCCUUCAUGUUGAGAGUGAUCCAAGUCCCCCACAUGAAACCCUCGCGUUACAAUAGGAAUAAAAAAACAAGGUGUUUAUGUCGCCAGAGGAGCUGUUGCUAACUGGACGCGUUUUUCAGCAGGUUCAGAAAUACUUGAGUCAGCCCGACUGAUACCGGCAGUCAUGUCACAGUCACUACAGGAUGUUCUGCAUCGCUCUGCUGCCUAAUGCUUGACGUCAAUAUAACGUCAAUACGUGGGUGUGCAGGUGUUCCUAUCAAUGUGCUCAAGCUCUGGGACCAGACGUGACCAGGCCAGGCAGUUGGUCCGGGACUUAGAGACCCGCGGCAGUCGAGCCUUUCCUUUAUUCCUGCAGUGUCUUCAGGAGACGGGUCAGCAGAGUCUGGCAGAGCUCCUGCAGAAUGGAGUACCAGUAGUUCAUCUACAGCCUGCUACACCCACUAAGGUUGUCCGCCCUGUGGUCCGACCGCUCCCAAUCACUUCCCCGAUGGAUGUCGGUAAGCAGAGAAGAGAGGAUGUACCUUUCAAGCCCAUUCCUCGACCCAGUACUACUCCCAGUCCAUCACCUGAAAGGGAGAGCAUAAGACCAAGGCCACAGGGCAGAACACGACGGGACAGUAUUCAGGGCUACAAAAUGGACGCCAGCCCAUGUGGACACUGCCUCAUCAUAAACAACGUGGAGUUUGACCCUCAGAGCGAGCUGAGCAAUCGCAGAGGCUCCAACAUCGACUCCGAAAAGCUGGAGAGACGAUUCAAGACGCUCAACUUCAUCGUGGAAGUCAAGACCAACCUGAAACAAAGACAAAUCAAGCAUGAGCUGUCAGCUUUGUCCAAGAAAGACCACUCACGCUAUGACUGCUGUGUGGUUAUCAUGCUGUCCCAUGGGACUGAGGUGAGUCACAACCGCUUCCCUGGUGCGGUGUAUGGUGUGGACGGACAGUAUGUCCCAGUUCAACACAUCACAAACUACCUCGACGGCCAGCGUUGCCCUUCUUUACAAGGCAAACCCAAACUGUUCUUCAUCCAGGCGUGUGGAGGAGGUGAAAGAGACACAGGCUUUGAGGUGUCCCCCGACGAAGUUGAGCCAUCCUUCAGGGGAGCAGAUGACCAGACAGACGCCAUUCCAAUGUCGUCCAGCAGCGACUCCCUGAGCACGCCUGAUGAACCGGACGCCAGAGCCACUCUGCCCACGCCGUCUGACAUCCUGGUGUCCUACUCAACUUUUCCUGGUUAUGUUUCUUGGAGAGACCCCAAGUUGGGAUCCUGGUAUGUUGAGACAAUGGACCUUGUUCUUGAGGAAAAUGCUGCUAUUGAUGACCUGGUUACCAUGUUGAUGAUGGUGAACAACGAGGUCUCUCAAAACUCUGCAAAAGGGCUCUACAAGCAAAUGCCUGGUUCCUUUAAUUUCCUCCGAAAACUUCUCUACUUUCAAACCCCAACAUAGACCCAGAAAAGUUCAGCUUGUCUCACAUUCAGCUUCAGGUUCAACAUUUGUAUUUUCCGUGUCAUAAAUCUUGCCUGUAAUGUUUUUGGAUUAUGUCUCAGCAGAGUCGUAAAAUGUAUGAAUUUGCUAAAUUGUGCUUUUACUGAAAUGCCUUAGUGUGUAUUUGAUUUUAUUGAUUGGCACAGCUUUCUGUGCUUUCAAACGCUGGCAACAUUUCUAAAUGAAUCUCUCAGGCGUAGGUGUGAUCAUGGAAAGAUGAUGUAAAAAGUUGUUAUUACUUUGGUGACGACAGCCAUCCGUUUUCUAAAUGGCAGUCAAUCAACAUGAUGAUCAGUUUGGGCUUUGUCUCUUUUCUACGGAUCUUGUCAACAAUGUGUUAAAAAUGUUUGUACUUUUCUGACAAAAUAGUAGUGAAUAAUAGUAAAUUAC
Molecule: messenger RNA, 2176 nt
Organism: Pleuronectes platessa (European plaice)
Lineage: Eukaryota; Metazoa; Chordata; Actinopteri; Pleuronectiformes; Pleuronectidae
Gene: casp9
Product: caspase 9, apoptosis-related cysteine peptidase
Exons: 10
Coding region: 563-1747 (394 amino acids)
Biological process (GO): regulation of apoptotic process; proteolysis; intrinsic apoptotic signaling pathway in response to DNA damage
Cellular component (GO): cytoplasm
Source: RefSeq, a predicted model, not a curated record